AUGGCGCCAAUCACCACUGCCUCCAACGAGGAGACGCACGCCGCCCUCCUUGACACCCUCGACAUGUACAAGAUCCACAAGCCCUUCCGCAACCCGAACUGGAAGCCACCGCAACGUCGCAACAAGAAUCUCAAGCAGAUUCUCGCCGAAGCACAGCGCGCACAAAACAGCUUGAUGAACACUCAGCAAAAUUCGGGAGCGAGCACACCACAGCCAGCCACCGACGGCACGAAUACACCUUCCCUCAACCCGAACCCUGAGAAGGCCAGUCAAGAUCUGGGCAGGCUGGUGUUGGAGAAGAAUGCCAAACAAAACAAUGGUCUGGCACCUACGCCUGUUCCAGCUGGCUUUGCGCCAAGUGUCACGUACACAAGCAUCGCUGCUGCUCCCAGCUUGAAGCCAAAGAAGAAGUAUUGCGACAUAACUGGAUUGCCAGCCAAAUACAAAGACCCGAAGUCCGGCCUCUACUACUACAAUGCUGAGAUAUAUGCUGUGGUGAAAAGUCUCAAUACCACACAAGUGCAGGAGUAUCUCGCUGCCAGAGGUGCAAAUACCGUGCUCAAGUGA
Molecule: messenger RNA, 567 nt
Organism: Pseudocercospora fijiensis CIRAD86
Lineage: Eukaryota; Fungi; Ascomycota; Dothideomycetes; Mycosphaerellales; Mycosphaerellaceae
Exons: 1
Coding region: 1-567 (188 amino acids)
Biological process (GO): chromatin remodeling
Cellular component (GO): Ino80 complex
Source: RefSeq, a predicted model, not a curated record